Messenger RNA from Lathyrus oleraceus (garden pea), 1596 nucleotides. RefSeq lists its product as uncharacterized. Gene Ontology annotation, molecular function: zinc ion binding; nucleic acid binding. The transcript has 3 exons. Bases 1 to 1596 code for a protein of 531 amino acids. NCBI's taxonomy places the organism in Eukaryota, Viridiplantae, Streptophyta, Magnoliopsida, Fabales, Fabaceae. The record is from RefSeq and is a predicted model, not a curated record.
AUGGCUGGAAGGAAUGACGCUGCAAUGGCUGCCGCAAUGCAAGCGAUGGCACAAGCUGUGCAGAACUUGCCAAAUGCUGGUGGAGAUGCUGGAUCACGUAGCUUGGCGACUUUUCAAAGAGAGAAUCCGCCGGUGUUUAAAGGGAAGCAUGAUCCAGAUGCAGCCUUGGGAUGGUUGAAAGAGAUCGAGAGAAUCUUCCGUGUUAUGGAUUGCACUCCAGCUCAGAAGGUUCGGUAUGGUACUCACAUGCUAGCAGUCGAAGCUGAUGACUGGUGGCUAGAGACUCACGAGAGGUUGACCGUGGCAGGUGAAGUCAUUACUUGGGAUGUAUUCCGUAGGGAAUUCAUGAGAAAGUAUUAUCCGGAAGAUGUCCGUGGUAAGAAAGAAAUUGAGUUCCUUGAGCUGAAGCAAGGAAACAUGUCUGUCACUGAUUAUGCUGCAAAAUUUGUGGAGUUGUCCAAAUUUUAUCCUCAUUACACUGGUGCUGGUGCUGAAUUUUCAAAGUGCAUCAAGAUAUCUGAAGAAGACAAUAAUGCUCAUUACAAGAUUGUCAGUGACCGCAGGGGCAAGCAACAUCAAAACCGUGGCAAGCCGUAUGAUGCUCCAGUGAGAAAAGGGAAACAAGGAGCUGCUCCGGCUCAGAGGACUAGUAGGGGAGGUGCUCCUGCUGGUAUAGUUUGCUUCAAAUGUGGUCAGGCUGGUCAUAAGAGUAAUGUAUGCACUGCUGAAGUAAAGAGGUGUUUUCGCUGUGGUAAGACUGGCCAUGCAAUAGCUAAUUGCAAGCACAAGGAAAUGAUUUGUUUUAAUUGUGGCGAAGAAGGGCAUAUUGGAAGUCAGUGUCAGAAGCCAAAGAAAUCUCAAACUGGAAAGGUGUUCGCAUUGACCGGAACUCAAACCUCCAGUGAGGACAGACUUAUCCGAGGUACAUGUUUCAUAAAUGGUACUCCUUUAAUUACUAUUAUUGAUACCGGUGCUACACACUGUUUUAUUUCUGCUAACUGUGCUCGAAGACUGGGUUUAAAAUUGUCCGCUUUGGAUGGUGAAUUGAUUGUUGAGACCCCAGCUAAGGGAUCAAUAACUACUUCUUUGGUAUGUUUAAAAUGUCCUUUGUCGAUCUUCGAUAAAGAUUUCUAUGUUGAUUUAGUAUGUUUGCCGUUGGAUGGGAUGGAUGUAAUUCUUGGUAUGAACUGGUUAGAGUAUAAUUAUGUUCAUAUAAAUUGUCAUCAUAAGUCGGUGAGGUUUUCCACUCCUGAAGAGGAAGGAGUUGACUUAUUACCUUUCAGAGAAUUGCGAAAAUUGAUGAAAGAGGGAGCUCAGAUGUUUUCUUUGAUGGCGACGUUGUCGGUUGAGAGUAAAGCUAAGAUUGAGGAACUGUUAGUGGUGAAAGAAUUCCCUGAAGUUUUUCCUGAUGAAAUUCCUAGUGUGCCGCCAGAGAGGGAAGUUAAAUUUACUAUUGAUCUGGUACCUGGUACUAGGCCUGUUUCGAUGGCACCGUAUAGAAUGUCGGCAUCUGAAUUGUAUGAAUUAAAGAAGCAAUUGGAAGACUUACUUGAGAAGAAGUUUAUAAGACCAAGGAGGUGCGCUCAUGCAAAAUAA